Molecule: messenger RNA, 1442 nt
Organism: Aspergillus campestris IBT 28561
Lineage: Eukaryota; Fungi; Ascomycota; Eurotiomycetes; Eurotiales; Aspergillaceae
Product: putative neutral amino acid permease
Exons: 3
Coding region: 27-1442 (471 amino acids)
Biological process (GO): amino acid transmembrane transport
Cellular component (GO): vacuolar membrane
Molecular function (GO): amino acid transmembrane transporter activity
Source: RefSeq, a predicted model, not a curated record
CCCAGGCUAAGCAUUACCCAUCCACGAUGUCUUUCCCUCACGAGAAAGAUCUCAAAAUCACACCGGCCAGCGGCGCCAGCGAAGAUGUCGCCGUUGGGCAUACAGAUCCCAUCAAGGCCGGGGAAAAUGACUACGAGAUCUUCAAGAUCGGGGAGGGACAGGUGGAUUUUCGCACCGUGAGCUGGAUUCGCGCGUCUGCCAUUUUCACCAAGCUGCUAUUCGCCACCGGCAUCUUGUCCAUCCCCUCCGUCAUGUACGACCUAGGCGCUUUCCCAGGGGCGGUCAAUCUAGUGGGUUGGAGUGCCAUUAAUGCCUAUGGGGCCCUCACACUGGGAAAAUUUCGCAAUGCACACCCCCAGUGUCACUCCGUGGCCGAUAUGGCCCUGGUGACCGGGGGGCCGAUCUUUCGAGAGAUCGUGGGCUUCAUGUUCAUCAUCUCCUACGUGAUCACGGCGGCGUCCGGAAUUAUCGGGGUCUCUGCUGCCUUCAACGCCCUGUCCUUGCACUCGAUGUGUACGGUGCACUUCUCACUCAUUGCGACCGUCACCAUUGCCAUAUUUGCCAGCGUGCGAAAGUUUUCGCACGUCGGGUGGUUGACAUGGGUCGGGUUCGCCAGUAUUUUGGUUGCUAUAUUCAUCAUUGUCAUUGGAGUCACAACCCUAGACCGUCCAGCGGCCGCACCACCAACAGGAGACUUCGACCUAGGAUUCCACGCCAUUGGGAGUCCAACCUUCGCAGCAGGCAUCACAGCAGCGGCAACAAUCUUCGUAUCCAGCUCAGCAUCCUCCGCAUUCAUCCCCGUAAUCUCCGAGAUGCGCAAACCCAAAGACUACCCAAAAGCCGUCUACGCAAGCAUGGGUUUCGUAGCCGCCUCCUACCUCGCCUUCAGCCUCGUCAUCUACCGCUGGUGCGGAAAAUGGAUCGCCUCGCCAGCCCUCGGCAGCGCCGGCGACACACUCAAGCGCGUGUCCUACGGCAUCGCACUCCCAGGCCUAAUCAUCAGCGGCUCGCUAUACGUCCACGUCGCCGCCAAGUACCUCUUCGUGCGGAUGCUGCGCAACUCACGACACCUGCAAGCGAACACGCCCACCCACUGGGGAACAUGGCUAGGCUGCACGGUCAGCAUGUCGGCGAUAGCGUUCGUCCUCUCCUGCGCCAUCCCCAUCUUCACCUACGUGCUCGCCCUCGUCGGCAGUCUCUGCUUCGCCCCGCUGUCAAUCAGCUUGCCCGGGUGGCUCUGGCUGUGGAGCCACGGCAACUACCGCCGCGGUUGGGGGGUCCGCCAAACUAUCAUCUGGGGAUUACAUGUGGUGCAGGUUCUCCUGGGCCUGUUCAUGAUGGUCGGUGGUACCUACGGGGUGAUCGUGCAGAUAUUGGGCGCUUAUAACAGCGGACGCAUCGACAAGGUGUUUUCCUGCGCGGAUAAUAGCGGGUCUGUUUAG